Messenger RNA from Paramuricea clavata, 4726 nucleotides. Lineage: Eukaryota; Metazoa; Cnidaria; Anthozoa; Malacalcyonacea; Plexauridae. The record is from the annotation of a GenBank genome assembly.
UUCGAACUUUAGCCUAUUUCGUAUUUUCGUUUUCCUAUUUUAUAUUUACGUAUAUAUCUGUUGCAAAAUCUCCAAAAUUGUGGCAUUUUAACAACAAUUUAGCUUGAAAUCGGUUGGUUCUACUCACUUAAAAUGUCAGGAGAAAAGAAAAUCAUUACUUUAGCCGAAUUGCAAGAACAUGACACGGCGAAAUCACUGUGGAUCGCAAUAAAUAACCACGUUUACGAUAUAACUAAAUUUUUGGACGAGGUAGGCAUGUAUGACAUGUUUUAUAGAUACUAAAAGACGAUUAGAACGUAGAAAACAACGUGGUUUUUACAGAUUAAAUAGCGGCCAUAGUUCAAUGUUUAAAGCAUCCUACAAGUUUUUUACCUAAAUUUUAUAGCCAUAAGGCAUCUUGUGAAGGCAGUGCCCAGUGAAGCAAGAAUGUCAAUGUGUCACAAAAUUAUGCAAGCUUCCGAUUGAUAGGGAUGCAACUACCUUAAAAAUACAAGGAGAACUUUGCCGUUUUGAGUGAAGGUGCUUUGUCGGGAUGUUUAUAGAAGGCCUUCAUUCGAAAUAUGCAUUGAUCAGGUACUGCAUGUAGACUAUGUAGUUGCAUUCCUAUCCAAUCCAAAGCUUUCUUAUUAUUGGCACAGAGUAAAUACAUAUACAGAGCUGUAACUGACCGUUGUAAACACUGCGGAAGCUUACGUUUUCAUGUACCCACUUUUUUCAGGCGACCAGGCAAAAAAUGAUCAACUGUGCGUGCUCGGCAAGUUUUAAAGCGAGCCGCGCUAUCCAAUCAGAUGCAUGCAUCUAGUAACUUGCCGAGCAUGCACACAAAAAAGUGGGUACACUAGUUAGUUACAACUCUGUAUAUGUAUCUACUCUGUGUUAUUGGCACUACCUACACUGGCACAGACUUAUAAUUUACAAAAUCAUGACUUUUGACUUGUGAGAUAGGAAUGGGUCCAGACCAUUUCAUAAUGCAGUGAUUUUGUACUCGAUUGCUUAGUCAGUUUCGUAGCCAAAUUCUGGUCAUUUUGUACCCGACUCUGGUGGCUGACUGCACUUUAAUAAAAUGCAAGAAUGAUCAUAUAUAAUUGAAUAUAACUUGAGUUUUUGUAGCUACAGUACAAUAAAUUUAGACAAACAAGUGUGUGUACUAAACCUUUUUAAAAAGCACCACUGUAAACUAUUUACAGAAAGUUGUCACAUUAACUGUGCUGGAUAUGGCCACUCUGAUCAAUACAUUUUUUGAGAAUGAUGCUAAAUUUUGUACCAUGCUCAAUGAGACAACUUGCCUGCAAGUAAUUUAAAACUCUAAUGCUGGAAAGUGCAGUUUAAACUGGAGAAUAUUUUCUAUAAGAUAAACACUAUAAAAUUUCACCAUAAAAUUCUGGGUACUGAAUGACCUGGAUCUCUGGGUACAAACUGUCUUAAGGAUGAGUAUGAAUCGACAUAGCUUGGCUAAGAAAUGGUAAAGGCAGAGUAUGAAACUGUAAGCGUAUGAAAAGGUAGAACUACAAAACGACAGUAAACCAUAGGAAUUUGGGAAGCAUGCACAAAUUCAACCAGUUCCAUUUGUUCGCCCUUGAAUUUGUACGGUAAGUUGAUCACCUGAUCACUAAGUCUUGUGUGAAUUCAAAAUGUGAAAUCUGAAUAUGGUUUGUUUUCUUGUAUGACAGGGGUCGAAAUUGACAAUUGUUAGAACUACUAUAUUCUUCAACCAGAAUAGUAUAUUUUGAAAUUUACUGUUCCAUCUGAAGAUCCACUCUUUUGUUAUGUUUUGUUUAUCACUAGCAUCCUGGAGGAGAAGAAGUUUUAUUAGACCAAGCAGGUAUUGCAAAGAAAAUUGUUGUUCUGGUUGAAAUAUUAGGGUGUUAGCCAAAAGUAACAAAAAAUCUGCAUUUAACUGAUAUUGGGGAAAAAGUAAUUGAAUAUUUAUAAUAUUAAAUAACUAUUUUUUGGCUGACAAAAUUGCGACCUCAAGGUAACUGGGAAAAUCGCAUUUAACGCAGAAUUUUUUACUGUAGCUAACACCCUGAAUGUUUGUGUGUUGUGGCAAUACACUUUUGAGAGUUUGUUUUCAUGAUUAAUUUUGUGAUCUUGGGUUUAGAGUUCCUUAUCUUGUUACAGGUGACACAUUUAUGAAAUCAUACAGAUAUAUUAGAUAAUAUGAAAGACCUUUAUAAAUUAGGUCAUCUAAUGCAGGCCGUUAAGCCGAUAUCUCAAUCCUGGAAACAAGGCUCGAUCUGUAGCCAAGUCUAAGUACUUUCCAGAAGGGUCUAUUCCAAAUGAUCACACUCAUGGCCAUUGCUGACCAAUGUCAAGCAAAAGAGAUUUAAUUAAAGACAAAAUUAUUUUCCAACGUACCUAUUCUAUUUUUUCAAGAUAUGAAACUAGAACCACAGUAUAUCUUUUAUUAGGGCAUCACUAAAUGGUGGAAAUGUGCAUUUGGAUGCACAGUCUGACCCAAAUCCUACUUAUUUCAUUGUGAAAGAAAUGCUCUUGCCCUCAAUGAACUUCCACUAAGCAAAAUAAACAGUAUUUAUAUUUCACCAAAGCCCCGUUUACACUACGCUCAAUUUUUGGUACCGUACCACUUUGGUUCUUGGACUACCUAAAUAGUCCAUAGAACAAAAAAAGUGGAACAAAAAACAGUGGUACAGGUACCAUUAUUUUAAACAACUCAUUAAUGCCCCCAUAAUAAAUUUGUGUGGCGUUAGAUAGAGUAAAAUAUGAAAGUGGGGUGCAUCAAGGCAAACUGGUUGACAAUAUUAUUAUAUAAUGAUUGGGCGUACAGUUUGGGAUGUAUAAGGGCUAAACUCUGUCUGCCUUAUUUCAAAGGACAACGAGCAACAGAGGCUUUUGAAGACGUUGGUCAUUCUAACGAAGCCAGAGAGCUCAUGAAAGAUUAUCAUAUCGGUGAAUUGGCUAAGGUGAGAAAUUAUAUUGUCUACAUUUUCACCUCAAUCGACUGGCCCAAUUUAUGCUUGAGAGGGAUAAUCCAUCAAGAUGCAUCUGACGAACUAUGCCAGAAGUAACAAAACUAGCCAGAAGUAACAUGAUUUGUUAAUAACAAUGUUUGUGGUGUUACACUCAGAGUAACACCACAAACAUCAUAUUCACCUGAGCUAGUACAUAACACCAACACACACAAAAUGUAUGUUCUGGGAACAAAUCACGUUUUCCAGAUAGUUUGUCUUGAACUACACACACGUCAUGAAAUACACAUGCAAGUUUUUCUGAGUAGGACAAAUAUGUAAUAUUAGUGUCGGAUGUACAUACAGGUAUCCAAUAUCCAGUGGAAUAUAGACAUCUGACAAUGCCCGCUGCCGAUUGAGAGAGGUACAACUACAUGAAAAAUAGAGACACAACUUCAACGUUUUGAGUGAAAGCCCUUCUUCACUUCCCAACGAAGUUGUAGGUAGUGAUUGACCUUGAUUGGCCGAUAAUCGGUAUCGACUAUCGGGCCGAUUUUUGCCUUAUCGGGAGACAAUCGGAAUCGGUAGAAUUGUCUAUAUUUCCGAUUGUCUAAAACAGAUUGUUGAGAAAAUACACACUUUAAAAAUUAUAUGCAUUGCGCGUUGAUACACGUUGCGUUUUAACGCAACAUAUUGAAUUAAUGCGUGAAGCGUGGUUACAUGGUGUAACCACAAAUUGCUCCUUAUUUUUACUAUGAACGCCAUGCAAACUUGCACCUUCAAUGUUUUAAAUUUGAAAUUCACGAUUUUCAGGAUGAUCACGAAGGAGGUUAUGAACCGGUAAGAUAAAAAUGAAGUUGAGGGGAUGUGGUAAUAAAAAUCUAAUUUGUCUCAUUUGAAAGAACUUUUAAAAUUAUGGGGACAACUAUUUUACAGCUUCUUCAAAUGUUUAUUAGUUCUCCAAAUAUUUAGACCCAAAUCAUCAUAAAUCAGUGAACUGUUGGUGUGACACAGGCUAGUGAGCUGUCCGUCAUCUUAGAUCAUAGACGGAUCUUGUGGGGGGGGGGGGCACCCCAAUAUUAGGCUCCCCCUCAAUAUUCGGCAUAAUAAAAAAUAAUUAAUAUAUAAUAAUUAAUAAUAAGAAAUAUAAGGAAAUAAAUUUUCCGACGCAAGAUAUGAAAAGUUGAUAAAAGAGUUUCAUAUAUGAUUUUGAAAGUUCUAUCAAAUUAUACAAACUUAUUUUUCAUCGCUAUAUUCCUUUAAGAAUUGCAAAUAAUUGAUUAAAAACCAACUUCUAGUUACACCUUUUUUGUAAACGACAGUCAAUUUGAAUUUUUAUUGAAGCAAACAAGCUCAUGUAAGCUUUCUUGACUUUCAUUUAAAGUAUGAUCCAGACGAAGAAGGCUCAAGUAAUCUAUCAACGUGAGUGGACAUAUUUUUUCUUUUAAGAAGUGUAAAUCAAUUAGCUCUAUACAACAGUGUAACUUCUGAAAUUCACUCUCGUUUGUGUAUAAAUUGAUUGAUUCUACUCUGUGUUUCAUUUAGAGCAUUGUCAUGGUUUAUCCCAGCUGCUAUCUGUAUUGGAAUUUUUGCGGUGGCUAUAUAUAGAAUGAUGUCGAACUGACCAAUGAACUAUAAAUGGACAUAUAUACCUAAUUUUAUUUUGCCAAUACACCUAAGAAAUUUUCGUAGCUAUAAAAUAUUAAAAUAUUACUAGGCUAGAUUGUUGUGUCAAAAUAGUAAAAUCUGGGACAUUCUAAAUUCCUGUUUCGUUGUUUGCGGUUGUUUAUAAUAUUUUUUUUACAAAAGCUAGUUUC